Molecule: messenger RNA, 390 nt
Organism: Penaeus indicus
Lineage: Eukaryota; Metazoa; Arthropoda; Malacostraca; Decapoda; Penaeidae
Exons: 1
Coding region: 1-390 (129 amino acids)
Source: RefSeq, a predicted model, not a curated record
AUGGAAGCAGUAGUUGUCACAAAAGGGCAGGAAAAGAAGAUGGAAGUGGCAGAAAUGAAAAUGCUGAGGUGGUCAUUAGGUCUUACAAAAAUGGACAAAGUCAGGAACGAGGAAACAAGAAAGAGACUAGGAGAUGGGGAACUGAAUGGAAAGCUACAGGACAGCAGAUUACGGUGGCUGGGACAUGUUGUACGAAGAGAUGAAAGAUACGUAGGGAAGCGUGUGAGAAGUUUGCACGUGGGAAGGAGAAAGAUAGGCAGAUCAAAGAGAAGAUGGGAGGAUUGCGUGAGAGAAGAUAAAAUGCAGAGAGGACUGAGCGAAAAUGAUGCAGCUGAUAGGAAGCUGUGGAGGAGAAAGAUCCGCACUGGCGGCCCCAUUAACUGGGACUAA